AUGACUACUUUGGCAUCACUGAUUGGGGAUCUGCCCCGUUUAGACAAGGUUGCCGAGACUAUGGCCGGCCGGGCCGUGUCUGGUCCUGAUGACUUUCAAAGCAUCAACGACCUCAUUACUUUUCUAGCCCGGACGAUUCCCGAUUCGCCAUUGAUCGCCUACCCUGAGUCUGAACUGGGAGCAGCUGAUUUUAAAGAUUACACUGCUAAGGACCUUGACUCUUUUGCCGACGAAGCAGCGAAACGCCUCUACUCCCUUGGUCUGAAACCCUCUCGAUUACGUGCAGAUGAAGCAGAUGUGAUAGCCAUGCUGGGGCCGUCAACCAUGGACUAUGUCGUCUCUAUCCUUGCUCUGUCACGGAUGGGGUUCACCAUCCUCUUCCUCUCCACGCGUCUUCCAGCGGAUGCCUGUAUCGCGCUGCUGCAAGAAACGAAAUGUGUUCGCAUCGUCAGCCAUGUCAAGUCUCAAGCAACGGUAGCCAAAAUCCAGGAGGAGGGGUACGGUCUGCAAAGCUUUGGUAUGCCAGACCAUUCAGUCUGGAACUCUUGCUGUUCCUCCGGACCCAGAUUCCAGCGAGAAACCGAGCUCCUAAACGAAAGUGACACAGUGGCAUUCAUUGUUCACUCGUCGGGCAGCACUGGGUACCCCAAGCCCAUUUAUCAGUCACAUAGGCACUGCCUCAACAACUACUCCACAGGAGCAGGGAUGAGGGCUUUUGUGACAAAUCCAUUGUACCACAACCACGGCAUAUGUAUGAUGUUUCGAGGCAUGUAUCAAGGCAAGCGGGUGGCGUUGUAUAAUGCCAACUUGCCCAUCACCAACUCUCAUCUCGUUGCCGCGAUGCGGGCCGCCGCCUUUGAGAGCUUUCACUGUGUACCGUAUGCGCUCAAGGUCCUGACAGAGACUGAAGAGGGCAUCGAGGAACUAGCUAAAGCAAAGCUGGUGCUCUUUGGGGGUAGCAGUUGUCCAGAUGAGCUCGGAGAUCUGCUCGUCAGCCGAGGCGUAUACCUUGUCGGUCACUAUGGCGCAACUGAGGUUGGCCAGCUCAUGACGUCCCAGCGAGAUGCAAACGACCACUCCUGGAACUAUCUGCGGCCACUCAAGACAGUGAGACCUUAUCUUUUCUUUGACGAAGUCGGACCCGGCAUAUUCGAGACGGUCGUGCUUGAUGGGCUCCCCACCAAGACACAGUCAAACUCUGACAACCCGCCCAACUCAUACCGAACCCGAGACACCUUCACAAAACACCCUACUCUUCCGGACAGAUGGAAGUAUCUUGGUCGCCUGGAUGAUCGAGUGACCCUGUUCAACGGCGAGAAAGUUCUACCUAUCCCUUUCGAACACCGGGUCCGUCAGAGCGACUUGGUACAGGACUGCGUCGUUUUUGGUGUUUCUCAGGCGUUCCCCGGACUGUUGGUGUUCCCCAGCACGCGUGGAGCGGAUCUCAACCAAGAGGAGUUUCUGGAUCGACUCUGGCCCACCAUUCAGAACGCCAAUGAGAAGGCGGAGCAGUUCGGGAGAGUCUCUCGCGAAAUGGUCAAGGUGAUCUACUCCAUGUACCCUUCCACCGACAAGGGCACAAUCAUCCGUGCUGCAUGCUAUAAGCAAUUUGAAAGAGAGAUAGAGGCUGCUUACCAAAACUUUGAGCUUAUUGGAAGUAAAGAAAAGCUAAACCUCGACGUUGCGGAUCUGGAACGAUAUCUCACCAAGCUGCUCUCCCAGCAGUUGGGAGUCGAGCCGGCAGACCUAGCAUCCGAUGCAGAUUUGUUCGCGGCAGGGAUAGACAGUCUGCAGGCCAUCACAGCCAGGGCCACUAUAGUCCGGGAGAUUGAUCUUGGCGGUAAGAUGCCGGGCCAGAAUGUUGUUUUUGACCACCCAAAGGUGGCACAGCUGGCCAAAUACUUGCACUCCCUUCGGACGGGAUCUGCGCUCGAGACAGAGACUGAAGAGGAUACAAUGCGCAAGCUGGUAUCAAAGUACUCUAAUUUCACUCCAUUCAAACCUGGAGUGCAGGUUCCUGUUGGAGAAGUUGUUGUCCUUACUGGAGCAACUGGCUCGCUCGGGGCUCAUAUCGUCUCACAGCUGGUCUCCCUGCCCCACGUCAGGCAUGUGUACUGUCUCGUGAGAGCUUCUUCCCCCGAAGAUGCCCACAAAAGACUUCUCGACUCGUUGGAUGCUCGCGGCCUGCGGAGCGGCCUCGAUGACGAUGAAGCUCACCAGCGCAUUGUGAAGGGACUCGGCUUUUACCCCCGUUCGUCCAGAUUUACGGCACUGCCUGCCGACUUGGGCAGAACAGACCUUGGUCUCGGCACUGAUGUCUAUACCGCCCUGAAAUCAGUCGUUACCUCUGUCAUACACUCUGCAUGGGCCGUGAAUUUCACAAUCCGCUUGCACAGCUUCGAGGCACAGCACAUUGCAGGUUUGCGCAAUCUAUUGGACCUGUGCCUCUCGGUGCCCUUUGCCCGGCCAGCCAGAAUGGCAUUUAUCUCGUCCAUCUCGGUCGCCGCAGGCACUCCUGCUCCCGCGCAUGUCCCGGAAACGUUAGUCAGCGACAUAGCUCACGUCCAGCCCAUGGGCUACGCCCGAAGCAAGUGGGUGGCAGAGCAAAUCAUCUACCAUGCCGCCACGUCUACUGGUAUUGAUGCACGAGCCCUUCGAUCGGGCCAGAUUAUCGGUGACUCAAUCGCGGGCCGCUGGAAUGCCACCGAGGCCAUCCCUCUGAUGAUCCGAUCUGCAGAGACAUUGGGCGCCCUUCCGUCCCUGAACGAAAGUCCCUCGUGGAUCCCCGUUGAUAGGGCGGCUGCAGCCGUUCUGGAGCUGGCUCACCUCGAUGCGCCUGGUACUCAAGCUUCCGGCUACUUCCAAGUCCGCGACGAGGAUGACGUCGUGUAUCACGUUCAGAACCCUAGAUGUGCUGACUGGAGCACGGAAAUACUUCCAGCACUCGCGGCAGCCGGACUGCAAUUCGAGGUUGUGAGCCAACGCGAGUGGGUGAAGAGGCUCCGGGAGGGCGAACAGGACCCGGCAAAGAACCCGACAGUCAAACUCGUGGAUUUCUUCACCGAGAAGUACGAUAAUGAUAAACCCGGUAGAAGAGGCCUGGUGUACGAAACACGUAGAACAGAGACAAGGAGCAAGUCUAUUGCUGCUGGGUUUGAUUUAGUUGGCAGUGAUCUGCUUAGAAAAUGCGUUCGCAAUUGGAAGGAGAGAGAUUGGAACUAG
Messenger RNA from Thyridium curvatum, 3222 nucleotides. RefSeq lists its product as uncharacterized. NCBI's taxonomy places the organism in Eukaryota, Fungi, Ascomycota, Sordariomycetes, Thyridiales, Thyridiaceae. The transcript is spliced from 5 exons. Gene Ontology annotation, molecular function: phosphopantetheine binding. The record is from RefSeq and is a predicted model, not a curated record. Bases 1 to 3222 code for a protein of 1073 amino acids.